CACAUCUUAUACUUAUAUGUCUCUCUCUCUCUCUCGUGUACUAUUUCAGGUCGGUUCGACCUAAAGGAGGAGACCGUUGAAGACCUGCUGUCCACUGCCUGUCUGCUUCAACUGUCCGAGGUGGUGGAGGCCUGCUGUAACUUCCUUAUGAAACAACUCCAUCCAUCCAACUGUAUUGGGAUCCGACAAUUUGCUGAUGCUCAGGGAUGUAUCGACCUGUACAAGGCCGCCAACAAUUACGUUAUGGAGAACUUUGUUGAAGUCAUGGAGAACCAGGAAUUCCUAAAGCUGGCCCCUGACGAUGUGGGCAAGCUACUGUCCAGUGAAGACCUCAAUGUACCGAGUGAAGAGACCAUAUUCCAGGCACUGAAGGCCUGGGCGAAACACGACCUCACCAACAGGAAGAGGCAUUUGUCCAAAUUACUGUCUCAUAUAAAACUGCCCCUCAUGGCACCACAGUUCAUAGCCGACCACGUGCGGACAGACCCAAUAUUCUGGGAUGACAAGGAAUGCCAGGAUCUCAUAAUGGAAGCGCUCAUGUACCACGUGUUACCUGAGAGGAGGUCGUCGUUCCAGAGUCAACGAACGAAACCUCGCAAGUCCACAGUCGGAGUUCUUUACGCUGUCGGAGCAAUGGAUAAUGCAAAAGGUGCCACAACGAUUGAAAGAUAUGACCUCCGCACUAACACGUGGACCCAAGUUGCUAACAUGAACGGACGACGGCUCCAGUUUGGCGUCGCCGUCCUUGACGGUCGCUUGUACGUGGUCGGUGGCCGGGACGGUCUGAAGACCCUGAACACUGUCGAAUGUUACGACCCGAAACGGAAAACCUGGAGUUCCAUGCCUCCCAUGUCAACACAUCGACAUGGCUUAGGAGUUGGGGUUCUUGAAGGGCCAAUGUAUGCAGUCGGAGGACAUGAUGGCUGGUCGUAUUUAAACACAGUCGAAAGGUGGGAUCCUCAAGCGCGCCAGUGGAGUUAUGUUGCCCCCAUGUCAACUCCACGGAGUACUGUAGGAGUAGCUGUUCUUGGAGGAAAAUUGUAUGCUGUUGGGGGCCGAGAUGGUAGUUCGUGCCUGAAGUCGGUUGAGUGCUUUGACCCUCACACCAACAAGUGGACAGCAUGUACGACCAUGUCUAAACGUAGAGGAGGUGUAGGUGUCAGCACCUGCAAUGGCUUCCUCUAUGCUGUGGGAGGGCACGAGGCCCCGGCUUCCAAUCCCACCUGUUGUAGAUUCGACUGUGCAGAAAGGUAUGACCCCAAAACAGACCAGUGGACUAUGAUUGCUGCAAUGAGUACCCCCCGGGAUGCAGUAGGAGUGUGUCUACUCGGAGACAGACUGUACGCCGUCGGCGGAUAUGACGGUCAACAGUACCUUCAUGAUGUUGAGUGUUAUGACCCAGUGACCAACGAAUGGAGCAAGGCUGCACCACUAUGUACCGGCCGAGCUGGAGCAUGUGUCGUCCACGUGAGCAGUACCAGCUGACUACGAAGCCACAGAAGAACUUUGGCGUUGCUCAAGAAAUGGCCUUCAGGAUUCUUCCCCAAAAUGCGCCGAAAAUUCUCUGUCUUCAUCUAAUUCCACAGACCAACACACACCAUUAUACAUGCACACGUUAUCUGUUUGUGUGUAUAUUAUAUUCUAAGUAUACACAUAUACAUGAACACUUGCCACAAACAUUUAUACAUACAAACACACAUAUAUAUAUAUACACACACACCUAUGUCUCAUUCCAUUGGUAAUGCUAUGCUACUUCAUAAUAAUCCUUAUUAUUGAGAUAUAUAUAUAAACAUAUAUACAUGCACAAAUAAAUACGUAUAUAUACACACACAACGUUUCUGUGUGUAUAGUAGGUAGGUGACUUUUGGCGGCGAGCUGGCAGAACCGUUAGCACACCGGGCGAAAUGCUUAGCGGUAUUUCGUCUGUCUUUACGUUCUGAGUUCAAAUUCCGCCGAGGUCAACUUUGCCUUUCAGGGUCGAUAAAUUAAGUACCAGCUACACACUGGGGUCGAUGUAAUCGACUUAAUACCUAUGUCUGUCCCCUUGUGGGUAAUAAAGAAAUAGGUAGGUGACUUUACCCCAGCCUACCUAUGUCUCAUAAAUUCUCCCACAGUAAAUGAACAUACACGCACAUAGAUAUAUACACACACACAUAAAAACAUAUAUAUAUAUAUACAUACCCAAAGACAACACAGAACUGAUGUGGAAACGGAAUCUUCAAAUCACUAAAAUGAACUUCUUACAUUCGACAGACUCUCUCUCUUACUUUGUCUACCUCUCUUUUUUUGAAAUGGCAGCUCUAAGGAUUGAACCUCAAUUGGUGUAUAUGUGUGUGUGUGGAGUAACAAGUGUGUUGAAUUGUAUACAUAGAGGAAGUGGGUAUAAAUUUUAAAUUCCUGGGAGCUUGUGGCAGGUGAUGUAAUAUAUAUAUGUACGUGUGUGUUUAUGAAUAUAUAGUUAAGUAUAUACAUACACCGCUACAAGCAUUGGGUCGUUGUUUCUCAGUUUGAUUACCAUAUAUACAGAUCAGCAAAAGCGACCGAUAGAAUAAGAACUAGGCUUACAAAGAAUACGUCCUGGGGUUGGUUUCUUCAGCUAAAAUCCUGUAAGGCAGUGCUCCAGCAUGGCUGUGCAGUCAAAUGACUCAAGUAAGUAAACCAAAGGAUGUGUGUGUGUCUAUUCCUGUUUAAAGAACAAACCCAGGGUGAACUGCAAUGAGAAUGUGGCUGGUCUUGUUUGAGCUGUUGUCUGCCGAAAGCCUUUCUCAUGUCCAGACUGUUGUGGAUAAUGUGGCCAACUCUUUCAUGGGAAAUCCCAAGAGUCUCAGCUAUGACUUUAGCUGGAAUCCAGUGGUCCUCGAGAAUCAGGCCAUGACAGCCACAGCAUCAGUUUUGUCCUCUGUGGUCACAUGAGUUGGCCGUCCUGGCUGGGGUUCAUCUGUGACCUCGACACUCAGAUUUUCACUGGAGUAAGAUGGGCAACCAGCCUUCAAGGUUUCCUUCUUGUCCCCAUAGAUUUCCGCUGCUCCUUUGCCUUUCAAAUGGAGGAACAUCAUGACCGCAUGUGCUUCAAUUUCACUGCAGGAGUUGCCAUCAUGCAUUAAAUCUGCAAAAAAAAGAGAACAGUAUACCAUCAUGAUCUUUUGCGAUACCCUUAAAACCAAGAACUUUUCAGGACCCCUUGUGUAUGUAUAUAUAUAAAAAACCCACUUGUUAUCAAUUCAAAAUGAACAAUUAAAUUACAUAUAAUAGAAAAGUUUAA
Molecule: messenger RNA, 3262 nt
Organism: Octopus sinensis (East Asian common octopus)
Lineage: Eukaryota; Metazoa; Mollusca; Cephalopoda; Octopoda; Octopodidae
Product: kelch-like protein 5
Exons: 8
Molecular function (GO): protein binding
Source: RefSeq, a predicted model, not a curated record